AUGUCCUGAAUGAUGCCAUAUUUGAUGAAGACCAUGAUGAAAUGGUGAUCGUGAAGGACAUAGAUAUGUUUUCCAUGUGUGAACAUCAUCUGGUUCCGUUUGUUGGAAGGGUCCAUAUUGGUUAUCUUCCCAACAAGCAAGUCCUUGGCCUCAGCAAGCUUGCAAGGAUCGUAGAAAUCUAUAGUAGAAGACUUCAAGUUCAAGAGCGCCUUACAAAACAAAUCGCCGUAGCCAUCACGGAAGCCUUGCAACCUGCUGGAGUUGGGGUAGUGGUUGAAGCCACACACAUGUGUAUGGUAAUGCGAGGAGUGCAGAAAAUGAACAGCAAAACUGUGACUAGCACCAUGCUGGGUGUAUUCCGGGAAGACCCCAAGACACGGGAGGAGUUCCUGACACUCAUUAGGAGCUGAGUGUCAGAGUGCGCUGUGGUGUGAAGACCCUGCUGCUAGUGCCACUGUCCAUCUCAAUUGUUAGCAUUCCAUUUUCAAUUGGUAUACAUGUGAGCUCUAUUCCUCGUCACUAAUUGUAUUUAAAAAUUAUUUAUAGAAAGUUGAAUAAAAUAAUCUACAAAGGGGUAAGCCCUACUUUCUUCUUGCCACCUUUUAGUGGCAACCUUAGUAUGAACUGCCAAGAGUAUAAAUUAUAUGCACAACCACUGCCUUGCAGAGAGCCCAAGGGUGCUGGUAAGGAGGAGAAUUCAUGCAUUUGAUGGAAUUGUCUAGUAAUCCGAGUCAGCAGCAGAGGAGCACCGGGCGUGGGAGAGCACUAGGCCAAUACGCUGUUUUUUCCUCUUCCAGCGGAAAUGGUAUAAUUCUGAAAGUGUUAAAAUAAUGUUUGUACACCGUGCAGCAUCACUGUAUCAACUCAAACUCCGCUUUGGCCAUGUUUAUUAAACCACCA
Messenger RNA from Castor canadensis (American beaver), 900 nucleotides. RefSeq names its product GTP cyclohydrolase 1 (gene Gch1). Gene Ontology annotation, molecular function: zinc ion binding; GTP binding; GTP cyclohydrolase I activity. Gene Ontology annotation, cellular component: cytoplasm. Gene Ontology annotation, biological process: tetrahydrobiopterin biosynthetic process; tetrahydrofolate biosynthetic process. Lineage: Eukaryota; Metazoa; Chordata; Mammalia; Rodentia; Castoridae. The record is from RefSeq and is a predicted model, not a curated record.